Oreochromis aureus is the source of this 888-nucleotide messenger RNA. Its product is annotated as GATA zinc finger domain-containing protein 14-like. Lineage: Eukaryota; Metazoa; Chordata; Actinopteri; Cichliformes; Cichlidae. The annotation marks the transcript as partial. The record is from RefSeq and is a predicted model, not a curated record. The transcript has 2 exons.
UACAACUGCAACCCCAACAACAACCACAACAACUGCAGUCCCAACAACAACUACUACUGCUGCACCAACAACAACCACAACAGCAGCCCCAACAACAACUACAACAACUGCCCCCACAACAACAACUACAGCUGCCCCAACAACGACCACAACAACUGCCCCAACAACCACAACAGCUGCCCCAACAACCACAACAGCUGCCCCAACAACAACCACAACAGCUGCCCCAACAACAACUACAGCGGCCCCAACAACAACCACAACAACCACAACAGCUGCCCCAACAACAACAACAACCACAACAACUGCCCCAACAACAACAACCACAACAACUGCCCCAACAACAACAACCACAACAGCUGCCCCAACAACAACUACAGCAGCCCCAACAACAACCACAACAACCACAACAGCUGCCCCAACAACAACAACAUCAACUGCAGCCCCAACAACAACUACAGCUGCCCCAACAACGACCACAACAACUGCCCCAACAACAACAACCACAACUGCUGCCCCAACAACAACCACAACAACUGCCCCAACAACAACAACCACAACUGCUGCACCAACAACUACAACUGCAACCCCAACAACAACCACAACAACUGCAGUCCCAACAACAACUACUACUGCUGCACCAACAACAACCACUACAGCAGCCCCAACAACCACAACAGCUGCCCCAACAACCACAACAGCUGCCCCAACAACAACCAGAACAACUGCCCCAACAACAACUACAGCGGCCCCAACAACAACCACAACAACCACAACAGCUGCCCCAACAACAACCACAACAGCUUCCCCAACAACAACCACAACAACUGCCCCAACAACAACAACCACAACUGCCCCAACAACAACCACAACAACUGCCCCAACAAC